AUGGACUUUGGAGACACCACCAACACCUUCACCCUCACCACCCCCACCAAAGAGGAAACAACCACUAACAACAUUCUUUGCUACUCCUCAUGGCUACAACCUACUCCUAAUUCUACCCACACCACCACGCCGCCGCCGGACACCUACGCCGCCGGAGAAGGGUCUCACGUGCACUGGGACCCUCACCUCACGUGCUUGCAUCUUGGUAAGAGACAUUACUUUGAGGAUGUUACUGAUGACGAUGUUUAUAAUAAUGUUAUUACACUUGGAAACAGACACGUGUACGGCGGCGAUGGCGGUUCCGGUUACUUUUCAGAGGGUAACGAUAAGAGAGCGCGGGGUGGUCAUGGAGGAGCUGGCGGUGGCGGGAGCGUGAAAACGGCGGCGUUUGCGGUGGUUCCGAGGUGUCAGGUGGAGGGGUGCCACGUGGCGUUGGUGAACGCGAAAGAGUACCACAGGAGGCACAGAGUUUGUGAUAUGCAUUCGAAGGCACCCAAAGUUGUGGUGUUGGGUUUGGAGCAGAGAUUCUGUCAGCAGUGUAGCAGGUUUCAUGUGGUGUCGGAGUUUGACGAGACAAAGAGAAGUUGCCGGAGAAGAUUAGCGGGGCAUAACGAGAGAAGAAGAAAAAGCUCUCACCUUUCUGUUACCAGAAGUUGUAGACAAGGGUGUGGUCUCUCUCUUGUGUCAUUUGGGAGCAGUGAUGAUUGGUGUUCUAAUCAUCAUUCUGAUGAUCUCUCCACAAGAUGCAGUGCAGCACUGCGUGAACUCAUAGCAGAAAACCGUGCUGCCCUAAUCACCAGACAACAACAUGUUUAUGUUGUGCCCCACCAUGAAGAAGAAGAACAAGGGUUUGUGGAGAUGCUACAACCUGAGUCCAAUUAUUUUCCUCAACACAUGUUUUCUCAGACACAACAAUAAUGGUUCUGUUCUGAUAUUGCUGGUGCUGCAUGGAGACGCCUUGUUUGCCAAAAAUAAGAACUUGUUUCUCCAUGGUGGGAUUCUAGAG
Vigna unguiculata (cowpea) is the source of this 1006-nucleotide messenger RNA. RefSeq lists its product as uncharacterized. The record is from RefSeq and is a predicted model, not a curated record. Gene Ontology annotation, cellular component: nucleus. NCBI's taxonomy places the organism in Eukaryota, Viridiplantae, Streptophyta, Magnoliopsida, Fabales, Fabaceae. Gene Ontology annotation, molecular function: DNA binding.